AAAAUGGUUCGAGCCUGGUACAUGGAUGAUUCUGACUCUGAUAAAAGAGAGCCACACAUGUUGGACCCACCAGUAUUUCUAAGCUUUGAGGAACUCAACAAAAAAACCGGUGUGGAUUAUUUCAAGUUUGAUGCAGACACAUGGGAGUUGAAUAAUGAACUUGCAGAACUGAGAAAAAAAAAGGGUACACUUUCGAAGAUGUCUGUGAAAUUUCAAAAGACACUUUACCAGAUUACGACAACAAGCUGAAAGCCUUCUACACUGAGCACAUUCAUUCAGAUGAGGAAAUAAGAUUUGUGACUGCCGGCUGUGGAUAUUUUGACUUCCGUGACCGUGAUGACAAGUGGGUUAGGGUUGAGGCGGUCAAAGACGACUUGAUCAUUGUUCCAGCCGGUAUUUACCACAGAUUCACACUGGACUCUUCGAACUACAUCAAAGCAAAGCGUCUCUUUGUUGGUGAACCUACUUGGACACCCAUCAAUCGGCCUGGCGCAGAGGAUCAUCCUGUGAGGAAGGAUUACCUCAAAUGCAUGGCCAUUGUCAAGUCA
Messenger RNA from Lymnaea stagnalis (great pond snail), 548 nucleotides. The record is from the annotation of a GenBank genome assembly. Lineage: Eukaryota; Metazoa; Mollusca; Gastropoda; Lymnaeidae.